Molecule: messenger RNA, 2253 nt
Organism: Brachypodium distachyon (stiff brome)
Lineage: Eukaryota; Viridiplantae; Streptophyta; Magnoliopsida; Poales; Poaceae
Product: probable inactive serine/threonine-protein kinase bub1
Exons: 7
Coding region: 77-1855 (592 amino acids)
Biological process (GO): mitotic spindle assembly checkpoint signaling; meiotic sister chromatid cohesion, centromeric
Molecular function (GO): protein kinase activity
Source: RefSeq, a predicted model, not a curated record
GGAGUCCCCGAUUUCAAAUCCCGCUUACUCUCAGUUGCUCGCUCCUCGUCUCGGCGGCGGCCCACCAACCCACCCCAUGGCCGCCGCCGCCGCCGACCACCACCAGCGGCAGCACGGCCGCAUCGGCAAGGAGGAGGAGAAGGAGCUCCUCUCGUCGGUGGUGGGCGACAUCCGCUCCUACUCCGGCUCCGACCCGCUCCGCCCGUGGCUCCGGGGGAUCCGGAGGCUGGAGGGCGCGCUGCCGCCGGCGACGCUGCGGGACAAGCUGCCGAGGUUCCUCCAGAAGUGCGCUCAGGAGUUCCAGGACGAGCCCCGCUACCGCGACGACCCGCGCUACCUCCGCGUCUGGAUCAAUAUGAUGGACUAUGUGAAGGACGCAAAGCCGUUGCUGAAGAAAUUGGAGAGGAACAGAAUAGGUCUCAAGAGAGCUGCGUUUUAUAUGGCUUAUGCGCUGUAUUAUGAGAAGCGUAGGAGGUUCGACGAUGCUGAGAAGAUGUACCGCUUGGGAAUUCAGAACCUUGCAGAGCCUAUUGAAGAGUUACACAAAUCACAUGAUCAGUUUAUUCGUCGCAUGGAAUCAUACAUGAAGAGGAAAGAGAAAGAAGGAAUGCCUAGCAGAGUUAAGCCAAUUGCUACAUGUGUGAACCAAAUCGAAGGUCAAAGGAAAAAUGGUACUGGUACAGAACUGAAGUCCAAUCCAAUGCAAAAGAUGGGAAACAAUUCCAAUCCUUCAUCGUGCCAUUAUCCUCCAUCAGGUCCUGCUAAAGUUGGUCAACCAUCCAGAGGCUCCUCAGGAGAUGACAAGAAUUUGUAUCGUUGUAAUAGUGAUGAUACUGUAGUUGUACGGUUUGUGGGCUCUGCAUUGGUAGGGAAGUCAGAAACUGAAGAUGCUUGUCAUCAUGGCCUCAUUGAACCAACUAUUAACAUGAAGGAGGCUAUGGAUGCUAUCAAUAACAUGUUUCUAGAGCCAGUGGAACCAGAGACAAUGCUCAAGAAACGCUCAAAGCGUGACCAACCGAAGUUUAAUCAGCAGACAAGUGCACUUCAGAUCUUUGUUGAUGAAGAACAACCUAACAGUAAUGAUUCAAACAUCCUCCAAAGGAGCAGGAAGUCAGAUCCAAAGUUCGGUCAACAGACAAGUGCCUUUGAUAUAUUUGUCGAUGAAGAUGAUCACAGUGGUAAUAACGAAAAUAUGGGCCAAAACAGGAACAGUCACAAGGAAAACAGUCAAAAAAGAAGUGGACUGGGAAUCUUUGUUGAUGAAAAUGAGCCCAAGGGCAUGUGCCACAAGAGCACUAGGUGCCCUCCGAGACCAUUACGUGAUUCAUCAAGGCAGCAGGGGGCAGGUGACUUCCAAAAACCAUUUGUAGGAGGGUUUGCAAUAUUGGCUGACGAUGCGCAUGAACAAUGUGAGGAAAAUGACAAUGGUGUCAGAAUAAAUUCCAGCAUAACUUCUGGACAUCGAGAAGAUACAAUCGUUCAUAGGUUUGUUGGAUCUGCUGUUGGUGAUGAGCCUAAAGUGGAAAAUGCAUGCCACCACGGGUUAGUUGAUCCAACUGUCAAUCUAAAGGAAGCUAUGGAGGAUAUAAACAGCAUGUUCGGGGAACCACUGAACUACAAGAAUGAUAAAAAACAGAACAAAAAAACCAAUGCACUGCCAGAGAAAAAAACGGCUCCCUUUUCUGGUUUCUCCAUAUUAGCAGAUGAUGACCUUAGCGAGAACCCUGAUACCAAAGUAAAACCAAGCAAUUCCUGUAAAUUUGGAUCUGAAAGUGGUCUGUUUGAGCCCACCAUUACCACUCGCGAUGUCAUGUCAGAGAUAAAUGAUAUGUUUGGAGCUCCACUGGACUUCUAAGGCACUUGUUUAGAGGGAUUGAAUAAUUCAACAGGUGGAGAUGUAUGGAAGAUGCUAUCAUAGCUCCCCUCUGGUGAUCCAGGGAGAAAAGAAGGAGCCGAGAGCGGCACAUCUGCUGGAAAAUGGACAUGCUUAGCUUCCAGGUCUUUGAUGAGUGCCAUAGAAUACGCAUGCUGGUACGGGCUAAAUUGUCACCUCAAGACUUUUGGUCGCAGAACAUUUGGUUCGCCCUACUGCUGUAUUAAUAAUGUUGUGAAUUCCGCACUUUUAAUAUUUGAUCAAAUCCUUGGUAGCAUAUGGUGAUGCUGCUUGGAUGCACAUGUCAAUGACUUCUCUGUUUAGUGGAAGUCACUCAGUCCAACACUUAUACAUGACCAACUUCCCUUUUCCUGGUGUUA